CUCCCCUCCCCAGCCCUGCCCUCCCCCUUGUCCCGGGAUCGCUCCGUCGCACCCACCAUGAUGGAAGACGACGGGCAGCCCCGGACUCUACACACACAAGCUAAGACAUAUGGUUCUAUCUUCAGAAAACAAUAUGGUGUUUAUAGCCUAGAUAUGUAGGUAACCUCUCCAGAGAUGUGACAGAAGUCCUUAUACUUCAGUUAUUCAGUCAAAUUGGACCUUGUAAAAGCUGUAAAAUGAUAACAGAGCAACCCGAUAGCAGAAGGGUCAACUCUUCUGUUGGAUUUUCUGUUUUGCAGCAUACAAGCAAUGACCCAUAUUGCUUUGUGGAAUUUUAUGAACACAGAGAUGCAGCUGCUGCAUUAGCUGCUAUGAAUGGGAGAAAAAUUUUGGGAAAGGAGGUCAAAGUAAACUGGGCAACAACACCAAGUAGCCAGAAAAAAGAUACUUCCAAUCACUUCCAUGUGUUUGUUGGGGAUUUGAGUCCAGAAAUUACAACAGAAGAUAUCAAAUCAGCAUUUGCCCCCUUUGGUAAAAUAUCGGAUGCCCGGGUAGUUAAAGACAUGGCAACUGGAAAAUCCAAAGGCUAUGGUUUUGUAUCUUUUUAUAAUAAAUUGGAUGCAGAAAACGCAAUUGUGCACAUGGGAGGUCAGUGGUUGGGUGGUCGCCAAAUCAGAACCAAUUGGGCCACACGUAAACCCCCUGCACCUAAAAGUACACAAGAAAAUAACACUAAGCAGUUGAGAUUUGAAGAUGUAGUAAACCAGUCAAGUCCAAAAAAUUGUACUGUCUAUUGUGGAGGAAUUGCCUCUGGGUUAACAGAUCAGCUUAUGAGACAGACAUUCUCACCAUUUGGACAAAUUAUGGAAAUAAGAGUUUUUCCGGAGAAGGGCUAUUCAUUUGUUAGAUUUUCAACCCAUGAAAGUGCGGCCCAUGCCAUUGUUUCGGUGAAUGGUACUACGAUUGAAGGACAUGUGGUUAAAUGCUAUUGGGGUAAAGAAUCUCCUGAUAUGACUAAAAACUUCCAACAGGUUGACUAUAGUCAGUGGGGUCAGUGGAGCCAAGUGUAUGGAAACCCACAACAGUAUGGACAGUACAUGGCAAAUGGGUGGCAAGUACCGCCUUACGGAGUAUAUGGGCAACCAUGGAAUCAGCAAGGAUUUGGAGUAGAUCAAUCACCUUCUGCUGCUUGGAUGGGUGGAUUUGGUGCUCAGCCUCCCCAAGGACAAGCUCCUCCCCCUGUAAUACCUCCUCCUAACCAAGCUGGAUAUGGUAUGGCAAGUUACCAAACACAGUGAGCUGGGACUCUAAACAAAAUUGUAAUUCAUGAUAGGCUUCAAUUUCCUGUGACACUCUGAAGACAUGAAAGUAGACAUCGGAAAAUGAAAAUAUUUAUUUUAAAAAUUGAAAUGUUUGGAACCUUUAGCACAGCUUUGCUUUGGUGAAGGACACAUGUCUUCUAGUUCUGCCUUUUUAAGUUUUUGUUCAUGAUGGAUAUGAACAUGAUUUUUCUUUGUGUACAAAAACUAAAAUAAAGUCAAUAAAGACAAUUCUGACUACAAAUUUUGAUAUAAUAGGAGAAAUGGGUGAUACCUUUUGAUUAUUAGAUACAAUUCCAUUUUUAUCUUGCUGUUCAGUAUUUUAACUCACUGUGUUUUUAAGAGCAAAAAAAAAAAAAGGGAGAACCGUGAAAAACUGGGAAUCAUAUAUAAUUUCAUCCUGAAUCCUGAUACUCCCCUCCCUUACCCUGAGGUGGAACCACAUUCGAAGUCAGCAGAAAAAAAUUGUGAUAUUCAGAAGAAGUGCAUGAUUUUGGAGUCACUUUGGAGGAAAUACUUUCCCCAUGCCUAAAGAAACCGAAGCCAGACUGAAAUUUUGCAACCUCAAUAAGGAACAGCAUUGUCUGAUUUACUUGAGUGAAUGUUGGUGGUCCACAUUAAGACAUAUUUUUAAAACUUCAGAAAGUGUUGAUUAUUAAAACUGUAGUAUAUUACACUUCAUUUUGGGGGCAAAAUUCCAAGUAUGGUGUUUGUAUUAAGUCAGACGGUCAUACUUGUGCUUUUACAUGAAGUUUAAAUGAUAUACAUUGUAAAUAUUGAAUAACUACAGUGUUUAAAAAGCAUGCUUCAACAUAGAAGUAGCAGCAAUGUAAUUAUUUGAAGUAACAUACAUUCCACUGCAUGAAUGCAGUGGAUUGAUAAGAAUGUUUAAGACUGACAUUUCCAAGGUUGGCUACUAUGUAAAAUUAAAAUUACACAAAUUACUACACAGAAAAAGCCUUAAUUUUAAUUUCAUACAAAUCUUUGAUGCAUUAGUACAUUCUAAAAUGUUACUGGAAAUUAGUUGUGGGUUUUUGUUUUGUUUUGUUUUGUUUUUGCUUUAUAUUACUUGGUAUGUAAAUACCUUGAUUAAAACCUUGUAAACCAGUUCAAGGUUCCUAUAAGUUGUAUAGUACAAGUGUUUUUUAAAACUCUUGGGAUGUUUUUAAAAAAUUAGAUAUAUUUUGCCCAAGAAUUUUUGUAACAAGAUUGCUAAAACAUCUUAUUUAGACAGUUCACUGUACCAAUUUAUAAUUUGAAUAUUCAGUUUAAAUAGUACACAGAGUUGUGACUUUUAAUUAUUUUUUUUUUCCUGUGGGUAGUAUGCAUGGAAUGAGAAACCUGAACAGAGGCUUGAGUUGUAUGUGUGCAGAGUUCAUAAAUGAGAAGAUGCAAGAGAUUUAAAAUUUGCUUCCAAGAUAUUUUUUAGACUGCAGGAUAUUGAAGUUUGCUUCCAAGAUAUUUUUUAGACUAUGUGGAUAAAAUCUGCCUCAAAUUUCUAUCAAACAGGAAUGUAAAGUAGAUAAAAUCCUAUAUAUUUGAGUUGUGACAGCUAGGGGGUGCAGAUGUUUUGGCAAUAUAUUCAGUGUAUUCAAAAUGUUGGCCAGGGCACCAAAAUGACAACAUAGCCUUUUACAGCUAAUAGGUGUUAGUCGCAAACGGCACCCACAGCCUAUGAUUUUUAAGCCUUUGAAAUCUUACAGUUAGCUCUAAAAUAAAUGAUGGUUUUAUAAAUUGGUAAUCAUAGUAAUUUUGGUAUUUCCUUUCCCAACUUAGAAAUACAGCCAAGUGUAUCCAAUAUAAAAAUUUACAGGAUCUGAGGUUCUUCAUCUUUGGGCCAAAUUUUAUGGCACCUUAAUUUUAACAAUAUCAUCUACUACAUUUUUCUAUUAUAAAAUAUACCCUAUUUCUUUUGUCCAUAGUACCUUUGGGGAAUGUUUCUGCAAAUUAUGAUUUUAGGGAGAGUAUUCAAAUUAUGUUAAUUUUGUCUCUGAGCUAAAAAUUUUAUGAAUACAUGAGAAACUUGAACAACUGAAAGCUUUUUUUCCCCCUUAAUUGAUUAAAAAGCCUGUUAAGUUCCCAGUUUGCCUUUUUUGGUCUGCCACUAUAUUAAGCUUAUUGAGGUAACUUACAGCUAAAUAUAGCUGCAGUGUUUUCUCGUUAUAUAUGCUGUGAUUUAAUGAAAUUAUCCAGAGUAGUUAUAUUGCCAUGGUAAACAUGAGACUGAAGUGUCCUUUAUCUUAACCUGAAAGAGAACAAGAUUUCACGAUCAGUUCAGUUAAUGGAAAUUAUAUCAUAUUGAAAGGUUUUUAAAAUACAAAUACAAAUGUCAAACUAACUCCAACUCAGACUAUUUUAUAAUAUAAAGUGAAGUCAGUGCUAUCUUGAUCCAAUUUAAGCAUAGAAUCGUUGACUUUUCCAUGUUCAUUAAAAAACAGCAGCAGAGAUGACUUUGGCAUGCAAAGAAAUGUUUCUUAUUUCAUACUUUUGAGAUUUAUUUGAGUGAUGUUUUUCUGACUGCCAUCUUCUUUACUCUAAUAAUCUCUCCUACUAGUAUUUCCCACCUCCCGCCCAACUCAUGCCAUUCCCACUUGAUUUAUAUGUCUGCCGACAGUGAGAGGCUAAAAUGACUGGCCAACUUAAGCCAAAGCUGUAAACCACAGUUGAAGUAAGUCUUUCAAUAAAGACUUGACCGUA
Molecule: messenger RNA, 4016 nt
Organism: Tupaia belangeri chinensis (Chinese tree shrew)
Lineage: Eukaryota; Metazoa; Chordata; Mammalia; Scandentia; Tupaiidae
Gene: TIAL1
Product: TIA1 cytotoxic granule associated RNA binding protein like 1
Exons: 13
Coding region: 237-1298 (353 amino acids)
Molecular function (GO): DNA binding; RNA binding
Source: RefSeq, a predicted model, not a curated record